Molecule: messenger RNA, 2900 nt
Organism: Lactuca sativa (garden lettuce)
Lineage: Eukaryota; Viridiplantae; Streptophyta; Magnoliopsida; Asterales; Asteraceae
Product: transcription factor GTE4
Molecular function (GO): protein binding
Source: RefSeq, a predicted model, not a curated record
GAGAGAGAGAGAGAGAGAGCUCCGAUCUACAACACUUCUGAAUCGCCCCCAAUUUGCAAACCCUAAUUUUUAUCUUUUUCAAUUUUUAAUUUUAUCUUUUUUGAAAUUUUCUUGAUUUUAUUAUUAUUUUUUAAUUUUUAAUUUUAUUUUUUCCCCUCUUUCGUCACGGAUCAGCAUCGUCAUACCACCGAAAAACCCUGAUUCCGUGUGAAUUUUGAUCUCCGUUUUUCUCCGAUUCGAAGCGUUCUUACCAUCAGAUCUGGUUUUAGGGUUCGAUAUCUGUGAUUUUACGGUUCGAUUUUGUUCGUAGGGUUCGAUUAUGUUUUCGUUCUGGGGUUUGAUUUGUUGAAUCUUUUAGGUUGUUCCAAACCCUAGCUUCAUCGAACCAAUUCGAUUUCUUCGUUUUCCUUCGAAGAAAUCGGAGUUCUUCUGGUUGUUCUGAUAAAGUUAGGGUUUUCUUUUACCUUUUUCCUUAUUAUUUUUUUUGAAAGAAUAAAAGCUAGGGUUUAUAAAUUUUCGAUUUUGUUAAUUAGUUUUCUCAGAGAGUGAGUGUUCGUAUAUGUAUGGCUUCAGGGACAUUAGAUGCGGAUAAGAUAAACAAAGAGAAGAGUAAGUGGGUCGAGGGCAAUAAAGUCUAUACCAGAAGACCUAAAAAGGGUAAUAAAAACGCCGCCACCACCGUCGCCGUCUCCGCCGUUACAUCUACCACCGCCACCCCAAGUUCUCCGGUUACCACCGCGACCCCCGCUUCUCCAAUCACCAACGCAAACAACGACCAAACCCUAGCAACCGAAGACGCGAAUUUUCAAAGGGAGCAAACGUUGAGACGGAUAUCGGAAACCUCAAAUGAUUCUUCCAGUCAAAAUCCACGGCCUGAAGAUGUUGCUAUGGAAACCGUUGUUCCUAACGGAAAUGGAAUUGCAAGAAGACCUAUUGUCACAUUGGUGGAUGAUCGUGUGAAGAUUUAUCUGGAAGCAUCAACGCCCAAAAAUGAAAUUAAGGAGGUUAGGGCGAAGUUCAAAGCAGAAUUGGAUCGAGUUAGAAGUUUAUUUCAAAAGCUUGAAGAUAAAGAAGCUGAAAUCACCGAUUAUUCAACCAAUCUUGCUACUUCCGGCAAUGAUGAAACCUACACUCAUUCACAGUAUCCAGGUAAUGUCCCAAUAGAUAGAAGAACACUUCUUAGAGUCAAUUCAGAAAUGGGUACAGAUUACAUGGACAGAAGAGCUUUAUCAAGGGUUCAUUCUGAAAUAGGUCCUGAUGUUAUAGACAGAAGAGCCUUAAUGAGAGUCAACUCUGAAAUUGGUCCUUUAUCAAAUCAAGAAACAACACAAACAACACGAUUCAGACCACCUCUAAACAUAUCAAUUCUUGAUAAUAGCCUUGGAACUGGUGAAUUUGUUGAAAAAGAGAAAAGAACACCAAAGGCUAAUCAAUAUUACAGGAAUUCAGAAUUCCUUCUUGGAAAAGAUAGAUUACCUCCUGAAACUAACAAGAGAUCAAAAUCAAACAAUGGAAGAAAAUACAACAGGGAAUCGGAUUACACCAUUGGUUUAGAAAGACACAAGAAUCAAGUGUUUAGAAAUUGUAGCAAUUUGCUUCAGAGGUUAAUGAAGCAUAAACAUGGUUGGGUGUUUAAUGAGCCUGUUAACGCGAAGCUUCUAGGACUCCAUGAUUACCAUGACAUCAUCAAACACCCCAUGGAUUUUGGCACAAUUAAGAGCCGAUUAGCUCAAAACUUCUACAAAACACCCGGUGAAUUUGCAGAAGAUGUCAGACUCACAUUUCAUAAUGCCAUGACUUAUAAUCCUCAAGGGCAAGAUGUCCAUGUUAUGGCUGAACAGUUAUCAAAUAUCUUUGAAGAAAGAUGGGAAGUGAUUGAAUCAGAUUGGAGAAAUGGAACAAGUUAUGAUACAAAUUCAAGAAAGGUUCAAACUCAGGUUAAUAAUUUUCCACAUGCCCCUAUGAGUCUACCUUUCUUGAAUAGACAAAAACCUUCCAAUCUUGCCCCUGUGAGUAGGACACCAGUACCCAAGAAACCUAAAGCCAAGGAUUUAAACAAGAGGAACAUGACAUAUGAAGAGAAGCAAAAGCUGAGUGCAAAUCUUCAGAGUUUACCUUCUGAAAAGCUUGACAAUAUUGUUCAGAUUAUCAAGAAGAGUAAUACGUCACUUUCACAACAUGAUGAUGAGAUUGAAGUUGAUAUCGAUAGUGUUGAUAUUGAAACUUUAUGGGAGCUUGAUAGAUUUGUUACAAAUUAUAAGAAGAGUUUGAGUAAACACAGAAGGAAAGCUGAACUUGCUCAACAGGCAAGAUCUUUAGGUGGAAAUGUUAAUCGGACCAUUGUACAAAAUCCAACAAAAUCUAUCCCGGAAGGACUAAAGGAUAAGAAAGCAGAUGAGAAAAAUGUUGGUAAUAGUCCUCCUACAAAUCAAGGAGAUGUUAAUGGGGAUAAUGUGAGUAGGUCUAGUAGUUCAAGCAGUUCAAGCAGUGAUUCUGGAUCAUCUUCAAGUGAUUCAGACAGUGACAGCUCAUCUGCAGAUGGAUCGGAUGCGGGGCGUUGACCUAGGAGCAGAUUAAGAUUAUCCUUCAACUUUGUGAAAUUUGGAAAAAUGCUUUUCAUAUGCGUGAUAUGAAAAGAAAAAAUUAGGAUUUGUAUGAAUUAGAUUUUUGUUAGAAUAUGGUGUAGCAAAAGUAGGUUGCUAAAAAUUGCUACCAGUGUUAGUUUAGGUUUUUGAUAUUAUUGACCAAAUCCAAAUCCAAAUCCAAAUCCGCUGGAUUGUUUUCAUCAUAAGUUGUGGGUGAGUGGUGUUUGAUUCUUUGUAAUAAUAAUAGUUAUGUGACAUCUGCCAAAUUAAAAACAUAGGUGUAGUAGGCAUGUAUGUACAUACACUUGUUUGUUU